Suncus etruscus (white-toothed pygmy shrew) is the source of this 939-nucleotide messenger RNA. It is a transcript of the gene PVRIG, whose product is annotated as PVR related immunoglobulin domain containing. Gene Ontology annotation, cellular component: plasma membrane. Gene Ontology annotation, biological process: negative regulation of T cell receptor signaling pathway. NCBI's taxonomy places the organism in Eukaryota, Metazoa, Chordata, Mammalia, Eulipotyphla, Soricidae. The transcript is spliced from 6 exons. Bases 1 to 939 code for a protein of 312 amino acids. The record is from RefSeq and is a predicted model, not a curated record. Gene Ontology annotation, molecular function: signaling receptor activity.
AUGAGCCGACCUCCCACCCUGUUCCUGCUCUUGAUGCUGCUGACACUCUGCAUCACUGCUGGGACCCCUGAAGUAUGGGUGCAAGUUCAGAUGGAAGCUGCUGAGUUCUUGUCCUUCACUGUCCACUGCGGGUUCCAGGGAUCUGGAUCUAUCUCCCUGGUGACUGUGAGCUGCGGAGGGCCUGAAGAUGCUGGGGGGACCAAGCUGGCCGUGCUGUCCCUGGAGUCAGGUGCUUGGCUCUGGGACCCUGACUGCGAGGCCCGCUGGGAAACCAAAAGCAGCAUCUCUAUCACCCUGAAAAGCUCAGAGGACAGGCGCCUCAGUCCCAACACCACCUUCUGCUGCAAGUUUGUCUCCUUUCCUGGAGGCUCUCAAGAGGCCUGUGAUAGCUGUCCACACAGUACUGACCCAGGAUUCCCUGUACCUUCUCCAGCCCCUAUGCUGCAGGCAGGCCUGGCUGGAAUCUUGGGGGUCUCAGGGGUCCUCUUCCUUGGCUGCAUCUACCUACUCUGCCGCCUGUAUCAGCAGAGGCACUGGUCCACCCUGGAGCUCCAGACACCCUACAGUCACCCCCAAGCACCACAGCAUGCCAGGGCAGCCAACGAAGCCUCCCAGACCUCUCUCCUUCCUCACUCUGCCAGUGCCAGCUCAGAUUCCUCCCCCACAACGCCACACACAGGUCCUCUGGUACUGCCCGCCACCUCCCCGGCAGCUUUGUAUGGCACAGCGCGAGGCAGAUUCGUCUCGGUGGAGAACGGACUCUACGCUCGGAUGGAGGAGGGACCCCUCAUCCCUUUUCUGGACCCGCUGGGGCCCAGAGCUGGGACUCCACGGCUGGAAGAGGUGGAUACACGUGGUCCUGGGCUGGAGGAGAAAGGCCUCUAUCACCAUCCACACUAUCCAAGCCCAUCCAAAGGGCAACACUUGGUGACACAUUGA